This is a messenger RNA of Williopsis jadinii, 1128 nucleotides long. It is a transcript of the gene LYS1, whose product is annotated as saccharopine dehydrogenase (NAD+, L-lysine-forming). The transcript has a single exon. Gene Ontology annotation, molecular function: saccharopine dehydrogenase (NAD+, L-lysine-forming) activity. NCBI's taxonomy places the organism in Eukaryota, Fungi, Ascomycota, Saccharomycetes, Phaffomycetales, Wickerhamomycetaceae. The record is from RefSeq and is a predicted model, not a curated record. Bases 1 to 1128 code for a protein of 375 amino acids. Gene Ontology annotation, cellular component: cytoplasm.
AUGUCUGGUAAACCUGUUACGCUACACCUGAGAGCCGAGACCAAGCCAUUGGAGGCCCGUGCUGCUCUCACGCCGACCACCACCAAGCAGCUGAUCCAAGCUGGGUUCACAGUUUACGUGGAGGACUCUCCACAGAGCGCCUUCAAAGCUGAGGAAUACGCCAAGGUUGGUGCGAAGAUUGUGCCAGCCGGGUCGUGGGUCCGUGCGCCAGCAGACCGUCUCAUCAUUGGGUUGAAGGAGCUGCCGGAGAAGGACACCUUCCCUCUUAUCCACGAACACAUCCAGUUUGCGCAUUGUUACAAGGACCAGGGGGGAUGGCAAGAGGUGCUGAGCCGCUAUGCCAGAGGGAACGGUAAGCUAUACGACCUGGAGUUCUUGGAGAACGACCAGGGUAGAAGAGUGGCUGCGUUUGGCUUCUACGCCGGCUUCGCCGGUGCUGCUUUGGGAGUCAAGGACUGGGCCUUCAAGAACACCCACGCCGACUCUGAGGAGCUUGGUGGUGUUACCCCAUACAGCAGUGAAAGUGCCCUGGUUGAGGACGUCAAGAAGGACUUGAAGAGUGCACUUGCUAAGGGCGCAAAGAAACCAAGAGUUCUUAUCAUUGGUGCACUGGGACGUUGUGGUUCCGGUGCCGUUGACUUCUUGACCAAAGUUGGCAUUCCAGAUGAAAACAUCAUCAAGUGGGAUAUGAAGGAAACUGCCAAGGGUGGCCCAUUCAAGGAGAUUGCCGAGGCUGAUAUCUUUAUCAACUGUAUCUACCUUUCUAAGCCAAUUGCUCCAUUCAUCGACUACAAGACCCUGAACGCACCAGGAAGAAAGCUCAGAACCGUUGUUGACGUUUCUGCUGACACAACUAACCCACAUAACCCAAUUCCAAUCUACACAAUCGCCACAGUCUUUGAUAAGCCAACGGUUGUUGUCAAGACCAAGUCCGGUCCUAAACUCUCUGUCAUUUCAAUCGACCAUUUGCCAUCUUUGCUUCCAAGAGAGGCAUCGGAGUUCUUCUCCAAGGAUCUUUUGCCAUCUUUGUUGCAAUUGCCAAACAGAGACACCGCUAACGUAUGGGUCAAGGCCGAGAAGCUGUACAGACAUCACGUUAAGCGUUUGAACAGAGAUCAGAAACUGUGA